GUCUCAACGCGAUGUUCUCUAUCCGCCGUGAGCGCCACUAAUCUCUUAAAAACAGCUUGCCUAGUCAGUCCCUCGGGACUUGGGCUUGCCUCUUCCACGAGCAGUGGCAACGUGGUAGCCGCCUCCACUGCCAGCAGUCAAGCAACCGGUUCGGCCAGUUCGGCUGUGCUCCUCUCCACGGCAAGGAAUUCUAUGGUAUUUUUUUAAAAUCUAAAGCAUUUAAGUGA
Molecule: messenger RNA, 227 nt
Organism: Protopolystoma xenopodis
Lineage: Eukaryota; Metazoa; Platyhelminthes; Monogenea; Polystomatidea; Polystomatidae
Source: the annotation of a GenBank genome assembly